UGGGGAACUCACGACUUGUCAUCGUCUCUCUCUCUCUCUCGCACACACGUCUGACAUGUCUUUGAUGAUUCAGGUACAAUCUCUCUGCCCCGUGGCAAAGAGGCACAGCCUUUAAAGGCGAUGUGUUGGACCUGUAUCGACAGACAACAACUCUAAAAGGCCUUUAUACCAUUUUGGCCACCUCUGCCUACAAGGCCGUCCUCGAUAUUAUACCCCAACCAUUAUAUUGGACUCAAGCUCAGCCCUGGCCAUUUGGACGCUCUUGUCACAAUGCAGGAUCGGACUCUUCCCCGAAAGGCGAACGGGGUUCUCCCCAUCACGGCAAGCCAAACAGCCGGCAAUACGCAAUCUUCCAACGCGACGAAAUCAGCAAAGGUCAAGACGCCUAUUGAGGGGGACAAGCUCUUAAUCCGCAGACUUCCGCCAGGCUUAACGGAGGAGGAGUUCUGGAACAUCUUGGGCCCUCAGUGGAGACCCGGCAAAGGUCUGGUCGACUGGUUCGACUUCAGAGCUGGAAAGGUGUCACAAGAUCCGGCAAAAACAUCCAAGCCUGCAAGAGUCUACCUCCACGUGAAGAAACGCGACAGCCUGACAGAGCUUUCCGAGAUUGUGCAGACCAAGGGCUGGGAAGAUGCUAAGCUCACGUACAACAACACAUGUCUAAUUGGCCCUCCUGCCUUGGAGUUUUCCAUCUACAAAAAGAUACCCGGUCCUAAGAAACGAACUGAUCCGAGGCAAGGCACGAUCGACCAAGACCCUGAGUUCAUGGCAUUCCUUCAUUCUCUUACGAAUCCCGAGCCCGAAAAGGAGACCGCUCCGAUUGACGAUAAGGCUGCAGCUGUGGCGGAGGAGAGCAAGUCUGAGACAAAGGUGAUGACGACGCCCUUGAUCGAGUACCUUAAGGAAAAGAAGGCAAAUAAAGCGAAGGAAGCCGCGGCCGCCAAGAUCUCCAAGCACAGUAGACAAGAGUCGCAGGGUGGCAAGAACAAGUCUGCGACGGACGACGUGAAGAAGCCAAAGAAGGAAAAGGAGAGCAAGACCAACAAGGUGGCUGAGAGGCCCAAGGAGACGGUGAAGAUCUUGACUAAGAAAGAGAAAGCCACUACAGAGGCUGCUAAAGCCGCAGAGACCGUAGCCAGUCAACUCACUGCAAGUGCUCAAGAGGCACCCAAGAGUCGACGAGCCAAUAUUGCCGCUGCAGCGCGUAUCCUCCAGCGAGAUCUGGGUCUUAGCCCGGGAAGUGCACACCGAAAAGCGCGUCUCAACGCAGCGAAAUCGGAAGGCGAAGCGAAGCCAACGUCAUCGAAAGAUGCAACCACAUCAUCGACGACCGAACCGUCUGCGGUUGCUGCCGGUGCCGGUGCCGGUGCUGGUGCUGGUGCUGGUACGGCCGCUGGUGCUGCCGCUGCAUCCAGCACGACCACGAAUUCGGCUGCUCCAGCCGCUUCGUCGAGCGCUCCAGCUACAAACACGGCGUCAACAAGUCAGCCUGCAGACAGGUCAACCACUCCGACGGCAUCCAAGUCAGGUCGAUCGCGCAGGGGAGGCGGAGGUAAGAACGCUAACUCAAGCGAGGCCAAGAACAAGAACGCGGACCCCGCGGCCGCCGCCCCAGCCGCACCGACUCCUGCCAAGGGCCCCAUCGUACUUCUCAAAAAGAAAGAUAAGUCACAGGCUCCAGCAGCAGAGUCGACCACCCCUGCAUCGAACUCCCCGUCAUCCGCCAAGGCGCCCGCUCCUCAACCUGGAUCCAAAACCUCUUCAGGCAGAGCGGCGGGAGGCGCUAAGAAAUCCUCGGCAACAGUGACUGCCGGUGCAAUUCGUGGCUUCGUCAAGCAUGCGAACCCCUCCCAGGGCGUCACCGAAGCGGCCCUUAGACAAGCUCUAGAGCCAUUCGGCGCCAUCACUCUGAUCGAGACCGACCGACGAAAAGGCUUCGCGUACGUGGAUUUUGCCGAGCACCAGGGACUUGUAAAAGCCGUUGCUGCCAGUCCAGUGACGGUCGGCCAGGGAGCCGUCCAAGUCAUGGAGCGAAAGGAGAAGAAGGCAACCAGUGGGGGCUCUGUUGCGCCACCGACGGCGUCAGCUCCUCCACCUGCUUCUUCGACCCCCGCGUCGGCUCAGAAAUCAGAGCAGACUACAUCCCGGCGAAGUAGGCGCGGUCGGGGCGGCGGCGGCGGCGGGAAAAAUGCACAACCUGCCGAUGGCGGCAGUCAACAGCAAGCAGGCGCGGCAACGUCUCAGUCAGGCACCAAGGCUGGGUGAGACCAUGCUCUACUCUGUAUUUGACCUUCCUUAUCUUGAUGAUAAAGUGUCAUCUCAAAAAUACUUUUGCCAAAGAGAGCUACAAAGGCUUGGCCGACGUGAAUGGCGUAUCUGGCGCCGUCGACAACUGCUACGGAGGAGGAACAUCUAUGAGCACCCACAUCGUUGUCCCCCCGCAACCGGGGUGGGAGAAUCAAAGGGCAUAACCACAGCGGGCCCUCUAUGGAGUAGUUCAUACAUUGAUGCGAUGGAU
Sodiomyces alkalinus F11 is the source of this 2518-nucleotide messenger RNA. RefSeq lists its product as hypothetical. NCBI's taxonomy places the organism in Eukaryota, Fungi, Ascomycota, Sordariomycetes, Glomerellales, Plectosphaerellaceae. Gene Ontology annotation, molecular function: mRNA binding. The record is from RefSeq and is a predicted model, not a curated record. The transcript has 4 exons. Gene Ontology annotation, biological process: nuclear-transcribed mRNA catabolic process, nonsense-mediated decay; positive regulation of translation. Gene Ontology annotation, cellular component: nucleolus; cytoplasm. Bases 271 to 2265 code for a protein of 664 amino acids.